CUCCUUUCACUCUUUUUCUGAAGCGCGGCAGGCACCAUCGUAAUUUUUUGGUGUUUUUCUAAAAACUUAUUUUCCGUGCUUCUUGUUUUGUUCGAUUUCUGAAAUUGUUCGAAAUCAAUUAAAUUUAAUUUUCAACUACUUACUAAUUUGCAGUAAAACCUGCAACGAUGUCUCAUCAUUACGUAGUGACUGCCCAAAAACCGACAGCUGUAGUAGCCUGUGUUACCGGCAACUUUACAUCGGCAGUGGACCUUAAUUUAGUUGUGGCCAAGAACAAUCAAUUGGACAUUUAUUUGGUUACACCCGAGGGAUUGCGUCCUCUCAAGGAAGUCAAUAUCAAUGGGCAAAUCACUGUGAUGAGACAUUUCCGACCACAGGAUAGCAAAAAAGAUGUCCUCUUCAUUCUGACCCAGCGUUACAAUGUUAUGAUUCUUGAGAUCAAAAUGGUUGGCGACAAUAUUACCAUCAACACUAAAGCACAUGGCAAUGUUUACGAUCAAGUCGGUAGGGAAACUGAGGGAGGCAUGAUAGCGGUGAUAGAUCCAAAAGCUCGUGUGAUUGGAAUGUGUUUGUAUAUGGGAUUGUUUACAAUUAUCCCCUUGGACAAAGAUACAAGUGAAUUAAAAGCAACUAACUUAAGAAUGGAUGAACUUCUUGUUUACGACGUAGAGUUUCUUUAUGGAUGUGUUAAUCCAACCAUAAUUGUCAUCCAUAAGGAUAACGAUGGGCGGCAUGUCAAGACUCAUGAAAUUAAUCUGAGAGACAAAGAAUUCAUGAAAAUCGCUUGGAAGCAAGAUAAUGUUGAGACGGAGGCGACAUUGCUGAUUCCUGUUCCAACACCUUUGGGAGGGGCGAUUGUUAUUGGCCGUGAAUCAAUCGUAUACCACGAUGGAAGUAAUUAUCAUGCAGUUGCACCAUCAACAUUCAAGCAAAGUACAAUCAAUUGUUAUGCUCGAGUCGAUAGCAAAGGGCAACGUUAUUUACUAGGAAACAUGUUUGGUCAAUUGUUUAUGUUAUUUUUGGAAACCGCAGAUAAUGGAAAAGGAGUUUUUGUUGUGAAAGAAAUCAAAGUAGAAUUAUUGGGUGAAAUUUCAAUACCAGAAUGCAUUACUUAUUUGGACAAUGGCUUUUUGUUCAUUGGUUCGAAACAUGGUGACUCGCAAUUGGUUCGCUUAAGUACAACACCAAACGAGAGUGGUUCUUAUGUUAUUCCGAUGGAAGUAUUCACUAAUUUGGGUCCCAUUCUGGAUUUGGGAGUUGUCGAUUUAGAUCGACAAGGUCAAGGACAAAUAAUUACAUGCUCUGGUAGCUUUAAAGAUGGUUCCUUGAGAAUUAUUAGGAUUGGUAUUGGAAUACAAGAACACGCUUGCAUUGACCUACCCGGAAUCAAAGGAAUGUGGUCACUUAAAGUCGGAAUCGACGACAGCGUUUACGAAAACACACUAGUUCUAGCCUUUGUCGGACACACUCGCAUUUUAACUCUGACCGGAGAAGAAGUUGAAGAAACUGAUAUUCCUGGUUUCUUGAGUGACCAGCAAACCUUUCACUGCUCCAAUGUUGAUCAUGAGCAGAUCAUUCAAAUUACACCGUUGACUGCCCGAUUAGUUAAGGGUGGUACUAAGACUCUUGUUGCUGAAUGGCAACCACCAGGUGGUAAACGUAUUGGUGUUGUUGCCUGUAAUGCAACUCAAUUGAUUGUUGCAUCAGCAUGUGAUUUAUACUAUUUGACCAUAGAAGAUGGUAAACUAGUUGAGAAAUGUCACAAAUCAUUGGAAUAUGAAGUUGCCUGCUUGGAUAUCACACCAUUAGAUGAUUCAAGUUCUCAUUCUGAUUUGGUUGCAGUUGGCUUAUGGACUGAUAUUUCGGCUAUGAUACUAUCUCUGCCAAACUUGGAAACUAUUUAUACAGAAAAAUUGGGUGGUGAAAUAAUUCCUCGUUCAAUUCUGAUGACCACAUUUGAGUCCAUACACUAUCUGCUCUGUGCUCUUGGUGAUGGAUCUAUGUUUUAUUUCAUUCUUAAUCAAACUGAUGGCAAAUUAACGGACAAAAAGAAAGUCACCCUUGGAACGCAGCCAACUAUUCUUCGAACCUUCAAAUCCCUAUCGACUACAAAUGUAUUUGCGUGCUCAGAUCGGCCAACAGUAAUCUACUCUUCGAAUCACAAACUAGUUUUCUCCAAUGUAAAUCUAAAGGAAGUCAAUCAUAUGUGUUCUUUGAAUGCCGAAGCAUAUCCUGACAGCUUGGCAUUGGCUACGAAAAACUCAGUUAUAUUGGGUAAAAUUGACGAAAUUCAAAAGUUGCAUAUAAGAACAGUGCCUCUGGGUGAAGGUCCACGUCGAAUUGCCUACCAAGAGAGUUCCCAGACUUUCGGAGUUGCCACUGUACGAAUUGACGUUCAGGGACGUGGCGGACCAAAGCCCUCACGACCCAGUGCCUCGACGCAGGCUCAAAACAUAACUUACUCAAGUAAUAUGGUUCCUAAGCCAGGUGGAGCGAAUGCAUCAUCGGCAAAUGCUGAAAUUGGCCAGGAAUUGGAUAUCAAUAAUUUGCUCAUUAUUGAUCAGAAUACAUUUGAAGUGUUACAUGCCCAUCAAUUUAUGCCACCUGAGUAUGUGAUCGCGUUGAUGUCGGCAAAACUGGGAGAUGACCCUAAUACAUACUAUGUGGUUUCUACAGCACUUAUAUAUAGCGACGAAGCUGAACCCAAAGUUGGUAGGAUUAUUAUUUUCCAUUAUAAUGAUGGCAAACUAACGCAAGUGGCUGAGACAAAAAUUGAUGGAUCUUGUCAUGCGCUGGUGGAAUUCAAUGGAAAAGUCUUAGCUGGAAUAAAUAGUUUUGUUAGACUUUAUGAAUGGACAAAUGAAAAGGAACUACGUAUGGAAUGUAAUAUUCAAAACAACAUUACCGUAUUGUAUUUGAAAGCUAAGGGUGAUUUCAUUUUGGUGGGAGACUUGAUAAGAUCAAUGACACUUUUACAACAUAAACAAAUGGAAGGAAUUUUCGUUGAAAUUGCAAGAGAUUGUGAUCCAAAAUGGAUGCGGGCGGUUGAAAUUCUAGAUGAUGACACAUUCUUGGGGUCAGAAACAAAUGGCAACUUGUUUGUGUGUCAAAAAGAUAGUGCUGCAACCACAGACGAAGAACGCCAAUUACUUCCCGAAGUGGCACGGUUUCAUUUGGGAGACAUUGUUAAUGUAUUCCGACACGGUUCAUUGGUAAUGCAGAAUGUUGGCGAGCGAACCACGCCAAAUCAGGGAUGCGUUCUCUAUGGAACAGUAAAUGGGGGUAUUGGCAUUGUGACCCAAAUCCCACAGGACUUUUAUGAAUUCCUGCAUAGUUUGGAAGAAAGGCUAACGAACACAAUUAAAUCAGUUGGAAAGAUUGAUCAUUCGUAUUAUCGUAGUUUCAAUACACCCCAAAAGAAUGAGCCAUGUGAGGGAUUCAUUGAUGGAGAUCUAAUUGAAUGCUUCCUCGAUCUAAGCAGAGAAAAGAUGAAAGAAUCAGUGACUGGAUUAGAAACAACUAUUAAUAGCCAAAAGAAAGAAGCCGAUGUUGAUGAUGUCAUUAAAAUAGUGGAAGAUCUCACGAGGAUUCAUUAAUAAGAGGAGUUGCUUUGCAAAUUCACUUAAUUAACUUUUGGCUUAGUUUAAAUGUUUUUCUUUUUAAUCGAAACUAAACACACAUAAUUGUUUUUGUGCUUUACUCUUAUACCAUUAAAUAUUUAUGUAAAAAAAUAUAUAUUGUAUACUUAUGCAAACAUAAAAUGUUUCCAUACAAUGAAAUGAACAUUGGCAAGAUCCAGACAUUUUUGUUUUGGAAAUGAUAAAGUAAUAUUUUAAGAAUUUAA
Eupeodes corollae is the source of this 3844-nucleotide messenger RNA. RefSeq names its product DNA damage-binding protein 1 (gene pic). Gene Ontology annotation, molecular function: nucleic acid binding; protein binding. Lineage: Eukaryota; Metazoa; Arthropoda; Insecta; Diptera; Syrphidae. Gene Ontology annotation, cellular component: nucleus; site of double-strand break. The transcript has 13 exons. Gene Ontology annotation, biological process: proteasome-mediated ubiquitin-dependent protein catabolic process; DNA repair. Bases 168 to 3596 code for a protein of 1142 amino acids. The record is from RefSeq and is a predicted model, not a curated record.